Messenger RNA from Physcomitrium patens, 3481 nucleotides. NCBI's taxonomy places the organism in Eukaryota, Viridiplantae, Streptophyta, Bryopsida, Funariales, Funariaceae. The record is from RefSeq and is a predicted model, not a curated record.
CCGAGACAACGCAGUUUACCUUGUUGCGUGCUUCUGUUUUUCAUCUUCUUCUUGUUUGUCUUUUUUGUUUUUCUUCGGUGUUGAAAGUGAGAGAGUGUGUUUGGUUGUAAGAGGAGUGUGAUGUUUGUUAGUCGGUAAUGUGAACGGUAGUGUAGGAGAAUCUGAUUUCCGGUCGUAAGGAGGUGGAAGAUCGAUCGUGUCUUGUGAGAAUGUCGGUAGGAAUAGCGGAUUGAGGAUGUUGUAGAUUUUGAGUGUGAGUCGCUGCGAUCGCUUGGUUUUGAGCGGAACGCCUGAUGCUUCACUGAGGUCAAUUGUGAGUAGCUACGGGUGCGAGUAUGCGGUACGCGUUGCAGUGUGGUAAUUUCCUCGGCGACGCCAUCUAAUUUUGGCAACUUGUGUAGGAGAGAAUUGUCGAGCGUACUAUUCUAAUGCUUCCACACUGAGAUACACCAAUGGCUAGGAAAAUUCAGGCGACUUUAGUAUGUAUGAAUCAUCUAGAUAGGUGGAGCUGGACAUGACCUUGUUCCCUAAACCGAUCUCGGACUUUAAAACAUACGAAAUCUUCCCUCGGGACAAUCAGAGAUAUAUGAAUAGACUUGGAAGUGAUAUCUCUUCAGAAACCUCUCAUUCCAGAGGCAAAUGACGAACCAUCUACUUCACAAUAAUAUUCGUGCUUGAAAGGAUCUGAAGAUACUGUUAUGUUAUCUUGGGCUGCGUUCACAACUCAUGGUCUAAACUGUCCAAGGCUUCCAUACUGUCAAUGUAUGGAGAGCUGAGCUUCACUCGCUUACAGGCGUCGUAGGGAUGUCUCUGCACGCUACUUGUUUUACUCGGAACAACCGCAUUGAUAACAGGCAGUAAUUGAAGCAAAGAUGACGUGAUUUCGAAGAUCAGAUUUAUUGAGGAAGGGACUACAUCAGAAGCUUGUGAACUCUAUUCAGUUGAAAUAAUAAUUCGGCAUCACCGCAUCUGCGGCAGCAUUAAUAUUUUCUCCCAGGAAAAGGCUAGCCCUGUGCUGGCCAUAACCAUUGUGGUUGUACAUUCCUCACUUCCUCCUGGUUCUGAGUUAUCCAAACAUGGGAGUUAAGUCCUCGAAGGCAUCUGAUCAGGAGCAGGUGACGAACGAACACGAUGACCAUCGAAAUGCGUCACCAUCUCUGCAUGCAUGGCGUUCUUUUCAGGGUAAUCGAAAUGGAACGGAGUCGGCAAGGGGAAGAAAUCACCAGGUGACUAAGGCCGACCGUACAAAACAAGAGGGGUCUUUUCUAAAAUUUGGUAGGAGGCCACCUGAGUUGUCACGUAGUGGAGACAAUCGAGCUAACGGAUGUGAGAGGAACAGCGAAGAGAAGAGAAAGCUUGCAAGAGUGCUUUCUGAUGAACCGACCUCUGUUAGAUCGAAAACAGCCACUGUUGCGAAGAGAGGGGCCUUGAAAGUCUCAGAAGUUAUUAGAGUAGCAGGCUCCAUGGGUCUUGGAGCAUUGGAUAUAUUUGGCACUUCAGUUGCUAAUCUCGGUGUCAAAGAGGGGUUUGGAGCUGGGGCAAUUUCGAAAGGAACUAAAAUUGGCAUCUUGGGUUUCGAGGUUGCAAAUACGAUAGUAAAAGGAUGCAGUUUGAAACAAUCUUUGGCCCCGGAGGAGAUAAAAAUUUUGAAGGAGGAAAUUUUCCCCUCAGAAGGUGUUCAACGUUUAGUCAGCUCCAAUAAGGAUGUGCUCAUAGCGAUUGCGGCAGCUGAUAAGAGGAAUGAGCUUAAAAUAUAUACUGAUGAAGUUGUAAGGUUUGGCAAUCAUUGUAAAGAUCCGCGAUGGCAUUGUUAUAAUCGAGUCUUUGACCGUCUGGUUAAAGAGACGGAGAUUCCAAGAGUUGAGCAUGACGAGGCGGAUCAAAUCAUGGAAAAUUUGAUGAAUCUUUCUCAGAACACUGCAGAUCUAUAUCACGAGCUUCAUGCGCUUGAUCGAUUCCGAACAGACUUGAAACGUAAGCAACAAGAAGAGGAGUCUGCUGGUGCUGCCUCUCAUGGGGGAGAGUCUGUCGCUCUUGUGAGAAAUGAAGUCAAAAAUCAGAAGAAACAAGUAGAGGGACUGAAAAGAAGUUCUCUAUGGUCUAGGACUCUUGAAGAGGUCAUGGAGCAGCUAGUAGAUAUUGCAAAUUAUCUGUACCAAGAGAUUUACGCAAUCUUCGGGCCUAACGCAUUUCUUGAGGCGCCUGAGGAAGAGGCAAAAAGGAAUGCUGGAAAGCUGGGAUCAUCGGGCUUGGCCCUCCAUUAUGCUAAUAUCAUCAAUCAAAUUGACAACCUGGUAUUAAGGCCUGGCUCAGUGCCCCCAAACACAAGAGACAAUCUUUAUCAAGGAUUACCUCCGACCGUGAAAAGUGGUUUAAGAAAUCGACUGCAGUAUACUCAUAAUAGGAAUGAACUGAGCGUCGAUGAAAUUAAAAGUGAAUUAUUUAAACUUUUGGGCUGGCUAGUUCCAGUAGCUUCUAACACCACAAAGAAGCACCAUGGCUUUGGAUGGGUCGGAGAGUGGGCGAAUGCAGGGACGCCAGCAGAUCGGAAAGCUAUGGGCUACGUGGAGAUAACUCUUAUACAAACGCUACACCAUGCGGACCAGCAGAAAGUAGAAAACUACAUGCUUGAGCUUGUAGUGGGGCUACACCACUUAGUUAGCCAGGCAAGAAACAGCAAGAAUCUUGGUAGUGGAGACCGGUCACCACAAACCUCACCCGCCAGGACACACGUCAAGACAACCAUGCAGGAGCAGUUCAUACUCUCAGAUCGGAGCGUUUCCCCACCUCCUUAUGGAAUGUUUUCCUCACCUGAGUUUACACAAGGUCUUAUCUAUUCUACGCCUGCUGGUGUUAUUAGACCGGAACUUUCGCAGGAGGACAAAGAUGUGUUGCGUGACGUGGAUAGUGGAAUCUCAAAAAAGAAAAUUAUAUCAGGGCUCAGCAGGUCACAAGAAUUCGACAACAGUAGGGUUUCUUCAAAUAUUGCGUUUCUGAAAUUGAAUAAAAGCAGUAGCCAUUCCGUGAGCAGUACAAAUGAGCUUGAAGCACCUCUCAACAGACGCGGGAACCGCAUCAAACCCCUUGGCCACGACAUGCUCAGGUUGGAUGAGAAAAAGACAGAUGACCUCGAUAAUCUCCAGUCUCAACAUCCCUUACAGUUCUGAAAAUGUGUUUCCUCUGAAGUGAGCACUUGCCUCAUCUCAUCAUUGGCUGGUUGGGAUUCUAUCUUCGCUUGUAUCAGGUGCUGUGGUUUGAUGGCCCAUCUAGGUACCUUCCUUUACUAGUAUGGAUUAGGAUGAGAUUAUCCGGUCAUGAUGUAGAAAUAAAAAGGUAUGUUAGUUUGUAUUUCAGAUCUUUUUUUCUUUUUUACUUUUUUUCCCCCCUCCCCCCAAGGGGUUAUACUGUAUAUUCAAUGUAAUGGCAGUCAUUGUCAUCUUCGUGGGUUCAUUGUUAGAGAGAGAUACCCUAUCCCACUUUU